Messenger RNA from Oncorhynchus nerka (sockeye salmon), 3813 nucleotides. Its product is annotated as protein O-mannosyl-transferase TMEM260. The coding region runs from base 150 to 2216 and encodes 688 amino acids. The transcript has 17 exons. The record is from RefSeq and is a predicted model, not a curated record. NCBI's taxonomy places the organism in Eukaryota, Metazoa, Chordata, Actinopteri, Salmoniformes, Salmonidae.
CCCUUGGAGAAUGCUGCUGAUGGGCAGACCAGGAAGUGAAAUCAGCAGUGUGACUAUUGUCAUUUGAACUUUAUACGGAAUAACCUGUUGUGGACCAUGCAAGUAUUUUUGGAAGCUAGCUAUUGAUUUGUUUCUUACACUAACUAGCCAUGGUGGUGGAGCAGAGAAGCUGGGUGCUAACUGGUGCCACUGUCGCCUUUGUCGCAGCGCUUUACCUGCCCUGCACACAGAAGGCUGUCCCCGGUGGAGACUCAGGAGAGCUGAUCACCGCUGCUUGUGAACUGGGGGUGGCUCACCCCCCGGGAUACCCAGUCUUCACCCUCUUAGCCUGGCUGGCUCUGUCCCUGCUGCCCUAUCUCUCCCUCUCCGUGUCUCCGGCCCACAGUGUCAACCUGCUGAGCAGCUUGCUGGGGGCCGGGGCCAGCGGGGCCCUCUGCUUCACUGUCUGCAGACUGGCAGGCCCAGGGCCGGGUGCGGUUCUGGCUGGGGGGGUGUUUGCUGUGUCCAGGCUCAGCUGGCAGUGGUCGGUGGUGGCUGAGGUCUUCUCCCUCAACAACCUCUUUGUUGGGCUCCUCUUCUCCCUGACUACCAGCUUCCACUGUGCUGACAGUGCCCCCCAGAGGAGGAAGGUUUCCCAUUGGGGGGCGCUGUGCUGUGGCCUGGGUCUGUGUAACCAGCACACUCUGGUGUUGUACGUGGUGGUCAUCAUUCCCUGGGUCCUGCUCCAACUCUACUCUCACAGAGAGCUGUCUGUCUGUGGGCUGAUGUCUCUGGGACUGUGUUUCCUGGGGGGUCUACUGCCCUACGUCUACCUGCCUAUCUCCUCCUACCUGAACACAGCUCGCUGGAGCUGGGGAGACCAGACUUCCCUCUCAGGCCUCUUUACUCACCUACUGAGGACUGAAUACGGCACCUUCAGCCUGGCCAAGACAGAAGGUACCGGGAACCUCACCAUGAUGCUAAAGGCUCAGCUGGACCACUGUAUGGCUGACCUGUCCCUCCCUGUGCUGUUCCUGGCUGGACUGGGCAUGUUCCUCAUCUCCUGGGACAGGAGACGCCUUGUUGUUCCCUGGCUACUGACGGCCAUGCUGCUACUCUACUCCCUGUUCUUUGCCUGGAGAGCCAACCUGGACAUCAGCAGACCCCUACUGCUGGGAGUGGUGGAGCGGUUCUGGCUUCAGAGCGAUGCUGUGGUGUGUGUGCUGGCUGGGCUGGGCCUGAGUUGGACACACACAGGCCUGGAGAGGAGGCUAGGCCAUGGGGGUCUGUGGAGGGCCGGAGGCUGGCUCUUCACCGUAGGUGUCCUGGCACACAUGGUGCACUCCAACCAUCGGGAGUGUGAUCAGAGCAUUAACAGUGUUGUGGAGCGGUUCGGCAGGGAGCUUCUGGCCUCUGUUCCUCCAGACUCUAUCAUCCUGACCCGGGGAGACCUCCCAGGGAACUCCCUGCGCUACCUCCACUACUGCCAGGGGGUCCGGCCUGACGUACACCUCGUUGACCAGGAGAUGAUGACGUACAGCUGGUACGUGGCCAAGCUGGGCCAGCAUCACCCUGGGGUUCAUUUCCCUGGGCUCUGGUGGGACCCGGUCCACACUGAGGAGAAGGACACCUUCAGUCUGGAGCAGUUCCUCUCUCACAACACACAGGGGGCCGUGCUGGCCUGCAUCGGGCUGCCUGACGGGGACCCCAGCUGGGAGAGGAGCUUCUCUCGCUGGCCCCUAGGCGUGUGUGACCACCUGGUGCCUGCCCAGGAGCACUUCCACCCAGAGGAGUGGGCCCGUCGCACCCGCUACAUCUAUAACUGGACCGAGCCACACAACAGUUUCCACCCAGGGUCCUGGGAGAGGGUGGCUAAUGAGGAGAUGUGGCAGGCCAGGAUGAAGACGGCUUUCUUUCUGUUUGACCUGGCUGAGAGGAUCCAGGGAGAGGGGAAAGCUCGCCUGUUUGAGCUCUCCUACACUCUUUAUAAGGAGAUCGUGGAGAGCCAUACAGACUACCCUCCCAACUGGGAUAAAAACCUGGCCCUGGCCAGCGAGAGGCUCCUGCGUUCAGGGAAGCAGGGCCACAGCCCUGACAGCCUGCUGACCUGCAGCAUCCAGCACUUCAGCCUGUACCUGGACAAGGAGCCCACGGACUCCCAGGCCCCCGCCAUCCACACCGCCGUCUCCCACCUGCUGCAGGAGAGGACCAGGCUCCGGCAGAAACACACCCCGUGAGGGAGGGGAGUGUCAGAUAGAGCAGGCAUACAGGAAGUACUGCAGGUCACCAUGGAGACUGAGGAGGAGAGGUCCUCUCAAUGAGUGUGGCAGCCAGGGGAUGUUGACUGACCUACAGGCUGCGUCUGGUGCUCUAACUUCUCUGGUGGUUGGGAUGAAGGGUUUUCUCAGGGGUUGAACACGCCCAGUACAGUGGAGAGUAGACUGGGCUCUACCGGCAGUCAUCAUGGACAAAUAUAUGUAUGAUGCCCUGGAAAAUUCGGUGAUGAAGUAGGGCAGGAAAAACAUCCCUUGUCAUAUAAUUGGCUACAACAUGGGACCUAAUAUGGAGGUAGUGCUGGUGAUGGGGUUCUCUGUGAUGAGGUGGGGUUGUCCAGAUAAACAGGAACCAGGCUGCACCUCACACUGCAGCAAUGUUUUCCACUGGGGACAUUACAUGACUUUUGCAGCCUGGAUGGAACCCAAUCAAGCUGUUCAAGUCUCCCACACAUACAUACUUUUAUUUACUAUUUCCCUAUCUCAUUUUUCUGUCUCUCUCUCUCUGCAUCUCUUUCUCUCAAACAGCUUUUAACGUUAUGAUUAUGUGGCCGUGGCCACCUGCUGAUUUAGUUAUCUUUUUCUCCCAUUAGGUGGCAGGGCUGAGAUUGAGGGAAACCCAAUUUGAGUGCAGAAAUGGGGGAUUAGAGCAGGCUCUUAAUCUGUGACAGAUUUGUGCAUUGCCACGCUGUCCUGGGCUCUGGUCUCUUAGCGUGACCCUGGCUCCCAGUCGCCAUCCCUGCCCACCGACUAUCCAUCCAUCUGAGUUGGUCCUUUAAAAACCAAUGGAUUCAAUUAGCUUUUUUUUCUCCCUUUGACGACAGAGCUAUAAUCCCUCAUAGAUUUAAAUUAAAUAUGAAAUGUUACAAUGCCAGGGACCCUUUUAGAGGUGUGUGUGUGUGUGUGCCCCCCCCAGUGAUACGCAGAGAGGAAAAACACACGCACACACACACACACACACACACCGAGCAGUGGAGCGCUUUCAUUUCCAGAGAGACAUUCCGUCACGCAGACAUCGAGUCACAACCACAGUCACGCAGACACUCAGAGACGUUGCAUCCAGACAUGCAAAGGUCCUCAGCAGCACGACCCACACUCCUGGAUAGAUGGACUCAGUCACUUGAGGCUGGUCUGAGAGACAUGGUGAUUCAGUACACUUAAUUACAUCUUUAACUACUUUCCCUUUCAUUCCUUCUCCCCUCUGUUCUCGCAUAGACUUUCUACCUAAUUUACCGUAAACAUUCUCAGUCUGUGAACCUUUUGGGGCUGGUGUGUUUGAUAUUUGGGCGCCACUGAUUUCUAUGAGACCUGGUCCACAGCCACUCCUGUGUCCUGUCCUGUCAUCUGCUCUCAUUGUACUUUUAAUGGCAUGGACAGAGAGGGCAGAGCACUAGAAGUGCUGCUCCGGGUCCUCUCAGAAAACAACCUGCCCUCUGCUCUGUCCACGGGGCUGGCUGAUGAGAACGGGCCUAGGACAGAUGGUACAUCUCUCUCUCAGAAAAAAUAUUUUUCUGUUCUCCAAAGAUUAAAAUACUCUAAGAAAGAUUUUUUCCACUUUAAA